Messenger RNA from Prunus dulcis (almond), 622 nucleotides. RefSeq lists its product as uncharacterized. Gene Ontology annotation, molecular function: phosphatidic acid binding. The coding region runs from base 20 to 490 and encodes 156 amino acids. The record is from RefSeq and is a predicted model, not a curated record. The transcript has 2 exons. Lineage: Eukaryota; Viridiplantae; Streptophyta; Magnoliopsida; Rosales; Rosaceae.
AUUUGAUCAAAACCUCAAAAUGACGCGCUACUACACGUACUACACAGGGAACGACGCCAACGAAGACAGCGCGGACGUGUUCGAGGAGUAUGAUCCGACGCCAUACGAGGGCGGGUACGAUAUGGCACUGACCUACGGCCGCCCUGUGGCCCCAUCUGAGAGGACGUGCUACCGUCACUCCUCGGGAGAGGACCCCGAGGAGGACUAUGAUCAGCCAGAGUUCUCAUCGUACCAGGAGCCGUCCGCGUACGACGAGGAGGCCGUGAAAGAGGAGUAUAGUAGCUACGCCCGGCCUUCGCAAGAGGGAGAUCAAUACAAUAUUCGGAGGCAGGGCCGCGGCGAAGGGAGGAGAAGCGAUUCUUAUGACGAUGAGGAGCCCACUCCGGCAGGAGAAGGGGGAUAUGGUCGCAAGAAAUACGCUACCUCGCCUGGAGGCACUAGAUCAUCUUGGUGGCCCGGAUGUUGCACCAGCGAACAAGCAAUUCAGUGACCGACGUAUAUGAUUCUCCGGAGCAUUCUGUUCUUUUUUUAUUUUUUUUACGAAAUAAUAUUUUAAACUAUUAUAAUGUAUGGGGAGUGAAAUCGAAUUUAAGUUCAAAGGUGGAGACACUAUUUUGGUUAA